GCUAGCGAAUUGAUCAUGCAAAUGGAAAAUACAGAGAGAGGGAAUGACAUCCCUCUCUCUCUUCUCUCUCUUAGAACUUUCUCUCUCUAAAAGCUAUUACAUAACACAGAAGAGGGUUGAGUUGUGGAGGUGGAAGGAAUGGAGGGGAAGGGAAAAAGCAGAGGUGUGAUGAGGGAAGGAGAGGGAAAAAGGGAAGAGUAUGGGCAGUGAGAGAAAGUGCUGAAGAGUCUCUGGAUCCGCCGCGUGGCGAGUUUUGAGUGGUGGUGAGCUUUCAACUAAAUCAGAUGGCAACAACAUCACCAAACCAAAACCAAAAAACCAAGAACAAGAUGGGAAGAGGAGAGAGAAAGUACCCGCACUACUUCCUCUCUCUUUCUAUCUCCAACUCUCUCUCUCUCUCCUGCCAUGUCAGAGUGUAACCCCGUCCCCAUGACACCGGCGAAUCCGUAUUUGUAUGCUUUCUCUCUCUAGAAAAACAAAUUUGAGAAGCAAAAUAAAAUAAGAUUGGAAAAACCAAAAACUCUCUCUUUCCUCUCACCCUAUUUAUUUUCCUUUGUCUCCCAUUCGCUUUCUCUCUCCUUCUCGUAUCUCCCACAGCCUUGCCUUCCAUGCCCUAAACCUCCCCCCACCUCCCCAGCUCUUCCUCCCAAUCCAGCUGCCUCAUACUGCUGCUCUGUUUCUUGGGUUUUUGAUCCAUUACUUGAUUGCAGGUGCUAAGGUUGAGUUGUUUGGGAGCUGUCACUGUGGCCCGUGGUAGCCGAUAAAGAAUUCAUUUUUAGGAAUUUAAAUUUGCUUAUCCCUGCUGAAUCUAACAAUUACUCUGAGUUGUGUGCCAGUGUUUUUCUGGAAGCUGCGGUGCCUAAGUAUGCAUGUAGAAGCUCUGAUGUGUUGACUAAUCCAUUGUUCCUGACGUGCUUGCUGUCACUGUUGACUACGUUUGUAAGACCCAGGUCUAAAGAUGAAGGAAGACAGUUCGUCACCUAGUAAAAUGAUAAACAGAAAUUGGGUCUUGAAACGAAAACGUAGAAAGCUUCCUCAUGGACCUGAUCAGUCUAAUGGCAAAGAAGACACUUCAGCGGCCUCAGAAUCGCCAGGGAAGACUUCUUCUUCAGCUAAGCGCAAGCUGAAAAAUGAAUUAAUUUCUGAGCGGUUUCAAUCCAAGAAGAAAGGAAAUGACGGGUAUUUCUACGAGUGUGUGGUCUGUGACCUUGGCGGUAACUUGUUGUGUUGUGAUAGCUGUCCCCGAACCUAUCAUCUCCAGUGUCUUAAUCCACCUCUUAAGCGCAUUCCGAAUGGGAAGUGGCAAUGUACAACUUGCUGUCAGAAAAGAGAUCAGAAAAGUAAUCUGCUUGAACCCAGAAACUUUUUGACAGAGACCAUCUCAAAACGAGCAAGAACAAAACUUGUCACUACUAAGUCCAAAACUGGAAUGAAGUCAUCCGACAGGGAGAAAGUAUCACAGAUUUUUGGAAACUCUAUUGUUGCAAAGAAAAGAUCUUCAAGCAAAGGAAAAGCUGUUUUAACCCAUCGAGUCAAAUCCUUAGAGAAGAACUCCCGGAUAGAUAUAUGUAGCACCAAGCCGACUCAUUCAACAGUUGGUGGUUCUGCAGACGGUAUUUCAUCAUGUGUGAAUGUUGAUGAUGAAAAAAGAUCCAGCAUUGUCCCAGAAGAGGAUUCCACAGACAGAAAGUCGAGCUCUCCUGCUAAAGAAGUUGCAUCUCAUUCUAAAGUUACAUUGUCAGAGACGAAUGAUGAAGCGCCUGAGGCAUCUGCCUCUCCUGAUGUGAAGCCGGAUCCAUCUUGUACUGAUGGAUCUCCACAUAAGACCAUUGUUCUUGCAAUCAGUGCUACCACCGACAAGGCUAAAAAAAGAAAACACAAAGGAAAUAAUGAUAAGAGUAAAAAGAAGCCCAGGACUGAUAAGGGAAAGUCUGUUGGUAUUUCCAAACAAUCUGGAUCUAAAGCAAAUACUACAAAACCGAGGAUUGAUAAAGCACCUCGUAAGCAUAAAUCUAUCAACCAUGGGGUUUCUGCUAUUUUGUCAAGAGAAGAAAUUGGAACCAAGAAGUCAGAUGUCCAAAGCAGAGACGAGGAGCUUCCUGAGGGAGCAAAAGACUCAUCACAUAAUGCAGAUAAAGCUGGAAGUCAUGUAGUUGAAACAACAAUUUGUAGAGACAGUUUUACUGCUCAACCUCUGCAGGUUGAUCGGGUUUUGGGAUGUCGAGUUCAGGGUGAUAAUGCUCAAUCUUCUCGUCAGUUAUGUGUGACAGCUGCCCCUGGCCUGUGUCCUGCUGAUUUGCAAGUUUCUGAGAUUCAAAACAGACUAUCAGAUGGAAAUUCUGCUUUUGAUAAUGACAUGGAUGUCGGAGCUGCGGACAGUGUUGUCAAUGGUGCUGAUGGGGAUGAAAGCAUGAAGGAUGAAAAUCUCACUGAGGUUUGCGAAAAUGUUGUCGGUGGUGCUGAUGGGGAUGAAAGCACAAAGGAUGAUGUUCGAGUGGACAAAUUACAUGUGUACAGAAGAUCUGUGAACAAAGAAGGUAAAAAAGCUAAUUCCAUGGAUUUGUUGAGGACAGGUGCUAAGGAUUCGAGUCCUGCUACCAUAAUUUGUAAAGAUCAAGAUGAAUCUGCUGUAACUGCAGAUGAUUCAGGAAAAAACCCUGAAAAAACAGCGACUAUCAAAGUUAGUUUGAAAAGUCAUGAUGAUGAUGAGGUUCCUGAAAUUGAAAUGCAUUUAUCUCCUGACACCCAAGAUAAACAAGAUGUAGAUACAGAAACUGGAAUCAGCAGCAGCCCUCAAACCAAAAUUGAGGAGCCUUCACUAGCUGAGCCUGCAGGUGGUAGUGAUGGGAUGGUAUUGUAUGAAUUUUUAGUUAAGUGGGUGGGUAGUUCUCAUAUUCAUAAUAGUUGGAUUUCUGAAUCUGAGCUAAAAUCCUUGGCCAAGAGAAAAUUAGAAAAUUACAAGGCUAAGUAUGGAACUGCUGUUAUAAAUAUAUGUGAGGAACGUUGGAAGCAACCACAGCGGGUGAUUGGUCUCCGUGGUGUUGAAAAUGGUUUGGGUGAAGCUUUCAUAAAGUGGAAUGGUCUCCCUUACGAUGAAUGCACUUGGGAAAGACUGGAUGAGCCUGUCAUUAAAAAUUCCCAGAAUCUGAUUGAUCAGUUUUAUCAGUUUGAACGCCAAACACUGGAAAACAAUGCUUCUAAGGAUGAUUCAUCAAAGGGGAAGGUUAGUUGUCAGCAAAGUGAAAUAGUUACUCUGACAGAGCAGCCUAAGGAACUGAAGGGUAUAUUGUUUCCUCAUCAGCUUGAAGCUCUGAAUUGGUUGCGGAAAUGCUGGCAUAAAUCCAAGAAUGUAAUACUGGCCGAUGAGAUGGGGCUUGGUAAAACUGUGUCCGCUUGUGCUUUUAUUUCAUCAUUAUACGUCGAGUUCAAAGCCACUCUCCCUUGUUUAGUCUUGGUUCCACUUUCCACAAUGCGUAAUUGGCUUGCUGAGUUUGCAUUAUGGGCACCCGAAUUGAAUGUCGUGGAAUAUCAUGGGUGUGCUAAAGCACGAACCAUAAUACGCCAGCAUGAAUGGCAUGCUAGUGAUCCAAAUUCAUUGAAUAAGAAAACAUGUGCGUAUAAAUUUAAUGUUCUUUUAACUACAUAUGAAAUGGUUCUUGCUGAUUCCUCACAUCUCCGCGGGGUUCCUUGGGAAGUUCUCAUAGUUGAUGAGGGUCAUCGUUUGAAAAAUUCGGGAAGUAAGCUCUUCAGCUUGCUUAACUCCUUGUCUUUCCAACAUCGCGUACUGUUGACUGGUACCCCUCUUCAGAACAACAUCGGUGAAAUGUAUAACUUGCUUAACUUCUUGCAGCCGGCAUCAUUCCCUUCCCUAUCUGCAUUUGAGGAAAGGUUUAAUGAUCUUACAACUGCAGAAAAAGUGGAUGAAUUGAAAAAACUUGUUGCUCCACAUAUGCUUCGGAGGCUUAAAAAGGACGCUAUGCAAAAUAUCCCCCCCAAGACCGAACGGAUGGUUCCUGUUGAGCUGUCCUCUAUCCAAGCUGAAUACUACCGCGCAAUGCUGACAAAGAAUUAUCAGAUAUUGCGGAAUAUUGGCAAAGGGGUGGCACAGCAGUCAAUGCUGAACAUAGUAAUGCAGUUAAGGAAAGUCUGCAAUCAUCCGUAUCUCAUACCAGGCACUGAACCGGACUCUGGGUCUGCUGAGUUCCUUCAUGAAAUGCGAAUUAAAGCUUCAGCCAAGUUGACUCUGUUGCAUUCUAUGCUUAAGAUCUUGCACAAAGAGGGUCACAGAGUCCUCAUCUUUUCACAGAUGACCAAGCUGCUAGAUAUCCUUGAGGAUUAUUUGGCUAUAGAAUUUGGACCUAAAACAUAUGAGAGAGUAGACGGCUCUGUUUCAGUGACUGAGCGUCAAUCUGCAAUUGCGCGUUUUAACCAAGAUCAAAGCCGAUUUGUCUUUUUGUUAUCAACACGCUCUUGUGGCCUUGGUAUCAAUUUGGCAACAGCAGACACUGUCAUUAUCUAUGAUUCUGAUUUCAACCCGCACGCUGAUAUUCAAGCUAUGAAUCGAGCACAUCGAAUUGGACAGUCAAAACGACUUUUGGUGUAUAGGCUUGUUGUUCGUGCUAGUGUUGAAGAGCGCAUCUUGCAGCUUGCAAAGAAGAAACUUAUGCUUGAUCAGCUUUUUGUGAACAAGUCGGGAUCCCAAAAAGAAGUGGAGGAUAUUAUAAAAUGGGGAACUGAGGAGCUUUUUAAUGAUUCUCCAAUUACUGAUGGAAAAGAUACCGAUGAAAAUAACAGUAACAAAGAUGAGGCAGUGACAGAUGUUGAGCAUAAGCAUAGGAAGCGGACUGGUGGCUUGGGGGAUGUGUAUACAGAUAAAUGUACAGAUAGCAGCAACAAGAUUGUAUGGGAUGAAAGUGCAAUUUCAAAGUUACUUGACCGUUCAGACCUUCAGUCUGGUUCAAGUGAUAUUGCUGAAGGAGAAAUGGAAAAUGAUAUGCUUGGCUCAGUAAAGGCCAUCGAAUGGAAUGAGGAGCCUGCUGAAGAGCAGGGAGUUGAAUCAUCUCCAGGUGCAAGUGAUGAUACUGGGGUACCAAAUACUGAAAGGAAAGAGGAUAGCAUGGUUACGGAAGAAAAUGAAUGGGACAGACUUUUGCGUCUUAGAUGGGAGAAAUAUCAAAGUGAGGAAGAAGCGGCUCUUGGUCGUGGGAAGCGCCUGCGGAAAGCUGUUUCUUACAGGGAAGCAUAUGGUGCACACCCAACUGAAACAUUAAGUGAGGGUGCUGACGAGGAGCAUGAGCCCGAACCAGAGCCAGAGAGGGAGUACACACCUGCUGGACGAGCUUUAAGGGACAAGUUUGCUAAGCUCCGAGCUAGACAAAAAGAGCGGCUUGCUCAGAGGAAUGCAGUUGAAGAACCUCAACCUAGUGAAGGACCGCCUGAGUCACUUCCUCAGGGUCCCACCAACACUUCCAAAGAUGGCGAUCAAGCAACUGAAUUAGUUCAGUUUUUCAGAGAGAGACCUUCAGUAAUUGACUUGGAGAACGAUAAGUUAGAUGCUCCCAAGGCCAAGACUGAUUCUCCCUCACGAUUGGGCCGGCUAUUGAAGCAUAAAAACAGUCACCUUGGUCUUUCUGUUAAUUCUCUUGACUACAUGUCACCUGACAUGUUCCUUCCCAAUCACCAGGUUCUGGGAACAAGCUUACUGCCCUCAAAUAAUUUAUUACCUGUUCUGGGACUCUGUGCUCCCAAUGCUAGUCAAAUAGUAUCAUCAAAUAAGAAAUUCUCAAGGUCAAACGGCAGACAAAAAGGAGGUCGGCCAGAGUUUCCAUUUAGUCUGGCUCCUCAGUCUGGGACUUUGAACGAGACAGAAGUAAAUGGUGAUGACACGAAACUAUCAGAUGCACCAGCUGAAGUAUCACAUCUCAAGAAUAAGUUGAAUAGCAUCCCAAAUGGUGGUUUCCCAUUUAGGCCGUAUCCUCCGACUUUUCAAGGGAAUAAUCAUGAUCGUCCAGAAAGUUCCAGUGCUUCCUUUUCUGAUUUCCAAGAAAAGAUGGCAUUGCCUAACUUACCAUUCGAUGAGAAAUUGCUACCAAGAUUCCCACUUGGAGCAAAGAGCAUGCCGAGUCCACAUCUGGACUUCUUAUCUAAUCUAUCAUUAGGUAGCAGACUUGAAUCUGCUGGUGGAUCCUUGCAAGAACUUCCAACAAUGUCAUUGUUUCCAAAUUUACAGUUGCCACCAGAUGCACCCAGAUAUAAUCAGCAAGACAGAGAUGUGCCUCCCUCAUUUGGUUUGGGGCACAUGCCAACUAAUUUUCCGUCUUUACCUGAUAACCACCGGAAGGUGCUCGAAAACAUAAUGAUGAGGACUGGUCCUGGAUCAAGCAACUUAUUUAAAAAUAAAUUUAAAGCAGAUAUCUGGACGGAAGAUGAACUUGAUUAUCUAUGGAUUGGUGUUCGUAGGCAUGGAAGGGGCAAUUGGGAUGCAAUGCUGAGAGACCCAAGGUUGAAGUUCUCAACGUUUAAAACUUCGGAAGAUUUGUCAGCUAGGUGGGAGGAGGAACAACUCAAGAUUUUAGACGGGUCAGCUUUUGCAGUGUCUAAGUCAACCAAAAAGGCUGCUAAAUCCUUACAGUUUCCAAGCAUAUCUGAUGGAAUGAUGGCACGGGCACUGCAUAGUAGUAGACUUGUUACACCACCAAAGUUUCAAUCCCAUUUGACAGAUAUAAAGCUGGGUUUUACUGAUCUUUCAACUGGCUUUCCACAUUUUGAAUCAUCAGAUAGACUCGGUUUGCAAAAUGAGCAAUAUCCCCCUAUUCCAUCUUGGUUUCAUGAUAAAUUCAGGACUAAUUUUUCCGGAGAUUCUGCUGCUGUAGCUUCUGACAGAGCAGGGACAUCUUCCAGUGUUCCUGCUGAGCAGCCAUUUGUUGUCACUUCUUUUGGUACCAGUUGCUUGGGUUCGUUAGGAGGCUUGAAUUCCUCAAGCAGCUAUGAUGUGCAGAAGAAUGAAGAUGAACAGGGUGCCCCUAGGUACGGGAAGUUGCCUAGUCUGCUUGAUAGAUCACUGAAUGCUGUACGUGAUAUGAAUAAUAAUUUGGCAAGAGGUGAACCCUCCAGUUCAGGAUUGCUGCCUAAUCUCAAGAGAGGAAUCUUAAAGGGAGAUGAUGUUGCUGGAAGUAGUUCUUCGAAGAACACGCUACCCCAUUGGCUACGGGAAGCUGUAAGUGCUCCUGCUAAACCCCCAGUACCUGAUCUGCCACCCACAGUGAUGGCAAUAGCUCAAUCCGUCCGGUUGUUAUAUGGGGAGGAUAAGCGAACGAUUCCUCCAUUUGUGAUUCCCGGCCCACCUCCUUCGCUACCAAAGGAUCCAAGACGGAGUCUAAAGAAGAAAAGAAAGCUUAAAUCACGUCUAUUCAGGCGGGUUCAACUAGACGCUGGAAGCAGCCAGGACUUUCAGAGCAGGCACUUUGGUGGCAAUGCUUCAAGCUCCAUUCCUAUGGCCCCAUCAUUUCCAUUUCUUUCACAAGCAAUGGCUGCAACUUCAGGCUUUUCACGGAUUGAAUCCGACCUCGGUGAGCCUCUGAGUUUAAAUGUGGUAAACCCAUCAUCUGCAGCGCCACAUCUGAAUCAGCACAAGAAAACAACCAUGGGAUUGUCGCCUUCCCCUGAAGUGCUUCAAUUGGUAGCAUCCUGUGUUGCUCCAGGUUCACACCUGUCAGCAGCUUCCGGCAUGGCAAGCUCAAGCGUCCGUGACACAAAACCCUCAUUGCCGAACUCUGUUGACCAAGUAGAACUCUUGGACUCUCAAACUGCGACUGCAGUGGUAAGAACGGAGGCCAAGCAGGGCUCGCCUGUUAGAACAUGUGGUACUCAAAGUGCGGAUUCUAGCAAGACAGAGUCAGAUCCCUCUAGGACAGAACGACCCGAUGUAGAGGAAAUUUCUUCUGAGGGCACCGUCUCGGAUCAUCCCAUGAGUGAUCGGGAAUCAUAGCUGUAAUAUGCGGAGCGAAGAUUAGAACAUAAAUAUUCUUUCGUGCUAUUCAAGGCUCCGUCGUGCUUAAAAUUUUGUAGGUCUCUUGUAGUGCAAGAUAAACUAGCCGGAUAUAGGGUUGUUUUAGGAUAAUUGUGUAAAGCUCAUGUAAGAGAAUGAAAGUAUAGUGUUGUUGCCUUCUUUUGCAAUGUAUGUAUCCAACCAUGGAGCUUUCUUCCUCCUUGUGGUCUCAUCAAUGAGGUCUGAUUACUGAAAAAAAUGGCUGGUUUUGGACUUUGAAA
This is a messenger RNA of Malus domestica (apple), 8268 nucleotides long. RefSeq names its product protein CHROMATIN REMODELING 4-like. Gene Ontology annotation, molecular function: chromatin binding; ATP-dependent chromatin remodeler activity; ATP binding. Lineage: Eukaryota; Viridiplantae; Streptophyta; Magnoliopsida; Rosales; Rosaceae. The record is from RefSeq and is a predicted model, not a curated record. Gene Ontology annotation, biological process: regulation of DNA-templated transcription; chromatin remodeling. Gene Ontology annotation, cellular component: chromatin; nucleus.